Molecule: messenger RNA, 1541 nt
Organism: Eptesicus fuscus (big brown bat)
Lineage: Eukaryota; Metazoa; Chordata; Mammalia; Chiroptera; Vespertilionidae
Gene: STX2
Product: syntaxin 2
Exons: 10
Coding region: 195-1058 (287 amino acids)
Biological process (GO): synaptic vesicle fusion to presynaptic active zone membrane; exocytosis; intracellular protein transport
Cellular component (GO): presynaptic active zone membrane; endomembrane system; synaptic vesicle
Molecular function (GO): SNARE binding; SNAP receptor activity
Source: RefSeq, a predicted model, not a curated record
CUCCCGCAGGCUGCGCGGGCCGGGCGCGGCGCGGGCUGGGCAUGCGCAGAGCGCGCGGGCGCGGUUGCCGUGGCAGCGCCGGCGGGAGGGGAGGCGGCGGGCGGGCGCGGCGCGGAGCCGGGCGACCGGCGGGCUGAAGCGGCGAAGGCGCGGGGCAGGCCUGAGCGGCGGGGCGCGGCGCCCGGCCCGCGGGGAUGCGGGACCGGCUGCCGGACCUGACGGCGCGCCAGAAGAGCGAUGACGGGGACACGGCCGUCGUGGUCGAGAAGGACCACUUCAUGGACGACUUCUUCCACCAGGUCGAGGAGAUUCGGAGCGGCAUAUCUAAGAUAGCUCAGUACGUGGAGGAAGUCAAGAAAAACCACAGCAUCAUUCUGUCGGCACCAAACCCCGAAGGAAAAAUAAAAGAGGAGCUUGAAGAUCUGAACAAAGAAAUCAAGAAAACAGCCAACAAAAUCCGCGUCAAGUUAAAGUCCAUCGAGCAGAGCUUGGACCAGGAUGGCGGCGCGCCCCGCACGUCCGUGGACGCCCGGAUCCGGAGGACCCAGCACUCGGUGCUCUCCCGGAAGUUCGUGGACGUGAUGACCGAGUUCAACGAAGCCCAGACGGUCUUCCGGGAGCGCAGCAAGGGGCGCAUCCAGCGGCAGCUGGAGAUCACUGGGAAGGCGACCACGGACGAGGAGCUGGAGACGAUGCUGGAGAGCGGGAACCCCUCCAUCUUCACCUCCGAUAUCAUCUCCGACUCGCAGGUCACGAGACAGGCCCUCAACGAGAUCGAGUCGCGGCACAAGGACAUCAUGAGGCUGGAGACCAGCAUCCGCGAGCUGCACGAGAUGUUCGUGGACAUGGCCAUGUUCGUGGAGACGCAGGGCGACAUGAUCAACAACAUAGAGAAGAACGUGACGAGCGCGGUGGACUACGUGGAGCGCGCCAAGGAGGAGACCAAGAAGGCGGUCAAGUACCAGAGCAAAGCGCGCAGGAAGAUGAUGUUCAUUAUUAUUUGUGUCACUAUCUCGCUUCUGAUCCUGGGAAUCAUCCUCGCAGCAACAUUGUCAUAGCAACCGCAGCCCACGAGCCCUUCGUCCUCGGAGUCAGCCCCCCCACGCCUGCAGCGAGCCAGCCCUCCCACGUCACGCUCGAACCCCGGGCGCGGCCGCAGGACACGGAGAAAGCCGCCCGCAGCCCCGGGCGCCAUGCGUUAGCCCCGCAUCCUCGGCUCCAUAAGCGACACGCCGCACGCCGUCAGCAAUGUGAAACGAUGGCCUUAAAAUGGGAAUUAUUGACAUUUUCAAUUUUUUUUUUUAUAUUUCAGUGUUAAGACUAUUUGUAUGUAGAGUUUCAUGAGGAAUAUUUUAGGUUUGAAGCCACGAGAUUCCGGGUCUGAGACUUGGCCCCGCCCCCGGCUCCCGAGCUCACCGGCGCUUUUGUACCGUUUCCUGCGCCUUUGUUUACUGCUCGCGCGGAAACGCUUGUUCGCGUCCCAGAGCCGUUUUGUAAGGUGCUUGUGACGCUGGAUGUUCAUAAAUGAACUGUUUAAUAUA